Molecule: messenger RNA, 1192 nt
Organism: Saccostrea cuccullata (small rock oyster)
Lineage: Eukaryota; Metazoa; Mollusca; Bivalvia; Ostreida; Ostreidae
Exons: 2
Coding region: 1-636 (211 amino acids)
Molecular function (GO): protein binding
Source: RefSeq, a predicted model, not a curated record
AUGGAAUUCAAAUGCAAAUCACUGACAUAUGUUUCCAAAGAAAGAGAAGACUUUGCCCAAUUAUGGUGUGAAGUUGUUUUAGUAGAUAACAUAGAUGAAAGAAGAACGAUGAUGAAAAUAAAAAAUUCAGAGUUCAUGGAAUUGAAAGAGUCCAAUGACUUUUUUCUGAAAGAGGACGACCGUAUACGUGUUAACGUUACUGGAUUAUUUAACAAUAGUAAACAAAAACUGUAUAAUAUCAUUAGAUUCAAUGUUUCAACAGACAAUCAUAUCAUUUUACCCUUGGAAAAAACGGGCAGGGAGAUAAACUCCAAAAUUUCGUAUGAAAAAUGCAUUGGAAAAGAUAAAUACUUGUGGCAGAUGUCCGUAAAUAUCGAGAUAAUAAAAACAGCAGCCGUGAAAUCUCUUCAAAGACAACGCACAAGGGAAGGUUUUGCCCUAGAGGAAUUCAAGAGUUUUCUUCAUCACUAUGAGCUCGGAAACUUAAUUGAGACGUUUAUAAAAAAUGAUAUCACCGGCUUGAAAGUGUUUCUAGGAUUAAGCGAAGAAGAUCUAAAAGAGCUAUCUCUAUCUUUGGGACAUCGCAGAUCGUGUUUGGCCGCCAUUAAAGAUUAUAGAGAAAGACAUGGAAAAUAAUUUUUUUAAAAAUGAAUAAAGGAAGGGAUUUUAAGCAUUAUGUUGCACAUGAAUGAUAAGAAUAUUUUUUUCUGUAAGACUAAUUAUACCAGGCAAACUGGAUCCAAGAAGCUAUUUCGUCAGAUGCUCAAAUACAUUAACUGAUCUUUGUGGCAUGUUUUGUUUUUCAUUUUCUUUCUAUAUCAUCUGCUUGAACCAUCAUUUAAAAAGGUUGUGAGUUAUAUUAUUUCUAAGGAUCAUAUCUAUUCGAUAUUUUAGGGAUUGUAAUUUUUUGACGUUCAAAAUUCUCGGUUCUUUGCUAUUCAAUUAUUGUACAGAUAAAAAUGCAGCUUAGCGCACUGUUCCUGCUCUGCUAGACUGUUUACGUAGGUCGAGAGUUUAACAAAGUGUAGGGUUGGGAGUGAGUAUCAUUAAUAACAUGAAGUGUUCUUUUACUGUUUUAUAACACCGAUGAAACCGAGAGGGCUAUAGGUUUCCUUUACAUCUUUCCGUACAUCUGUCUUUCUGUCCUACUAGCUGUCUUCUGUGUGAUUCAUUUUUUUAGAUAAAGGAUUUU